CAGUGAAGAAGCUUAGUCUCGACGUAGCUGCCAAUCUAAUCCAGCCUUGCAGUUGGUAUCGACCUGUCAGCCUGCUGCAGUGUGCCGUCCAAGCAUGUCUACAGAGUUGGAGCUGCCCUUCCGGCCGGACACCCAGCUGACAGAGGUGAUGCGCCUGCGGGUUCAGUCUCUGCAGCAGCGAGGCCAGAAGAGGCAGGACGGUGAACGCCUGCUGCUGCCCAACGAGGCCGUGUAUCGACUGGACUUCUCCAAACAGUCCCUCCGAUUCUCACGGUGGACGGUGCGGCUGGCCCAGGUGGGACGCCUCACCAUUACGGCCACCUCGCAGCUCUGGACACCUGACCUCACCAACCUGAUGACACGUCAGCUGCUGGAGCCCGCUGGGGUUUUCUGGAGGGUGGUAGGUGAUGCUAGCAACGCCCCCAUCCAGUGCUACGAGGCUGAUGCACAUGAGUUUGGCGAGAGGAUCGCUGAGCUUGCUAAGGUAAGGAAGGUGAUGUACUUCCUGUUUGCGUUUGCAGAAGGCUGCAGCCCUGAGACUGUCGACUGCUCCAUCACCUUCACAGUGGAUAGUUGA
Messenger RNA from Epinephelus fuscoguttatus (brown-marbled grouper), 577 nucleotides. RefSeq names its product olfactory marker protein b (gene ompb). Bases 95 to 577 code for a protein of 160 amino acids. The transcript has a single exon. The record is from RefSeq and is a predicted model, not a curated record. Lineage: Eukaryota; Metazoa; Chordata; Actinopteri; Perciformes; Serranidae. Gene Ontology annotation, biological process: signal transduction; sensory perception of smell.